Molecule: messenger RNA, 1025 nt
Organism: Pyrus x bretschneideri (Chinese white pear)
Lineage: Eukaryota; Viridiplantae; Streptophyta; Magnoliopsida; Rosales; Rosaceae
Product: GDSL esterase/lipase At1g29660-like
Exons: 5
Coding region: 1-1017 (338 amino acids)
Molecular function (GO): hydrolase activity, acting on ester bonds
Source: RefSeq, a predicted model, not a curated record
AUGGCAACAAAUGAGGCAGUAAGAUGGUUCAUGAUGAUUGGUUUUCUGGUGGUUUCAAUAUCACAAUCUUGUGCUUAUGGAAAGCCGGAAGUACCUUGUUUUUUCAUUUUUGGUGAUUCAUUGCUCGAUAAUGGCAACAAUAACUUCCUCCCAACGUUGAGAGUGAACUACCUCCCCUACGGGAUUGAUUAUCCCACCGGACCAACCGGAAGAUUUUGCAAUGGUCGAACUCCAGUUGACGUACUUGCUGAACUUUUGGGCUUUGAGAAUCAUAUCCCACCAUUUGCAACUACUUUCGGCCUGGCCACACUUAGAGGCUUGAAUUACGCAUCUGGCACAGCAGGAAUUCGAGCGGAAACGGGCUCUCAGUUGGGUGUUAAUGUCAACUUUGAUCGGCAGAUACAGAACCACAAAUCUGCAGUCUUGCGCAUUGCUUCCAUACUGAGAAGUAAAGAAUCAGCUAUGAAGUAUUUAAACAAGUGCUUAUAUUAUGUGGGAAUGGGUAACAAUGAUUACCUUAACAAUUACUUACAACCGCGGUUUUUUAACACCAGUCGCAUAUAUACCCUUGAACAAUAUGCUGCAGUUCUUGUUAGACAAUAUUCCAGCCAAAUCAUGACUUUGUACAAGUAUGGAGCGAGGAAGUUUGCCUUGGUUGGAGUGCAAGAUAUAGCAAAUGCGACCUAUGCUUUUAACCGAAAGCUUGUAUCUCUGGUAGAAAAGCUCAACGCCGAUCUUGGAGAUGCAAAGUUCAUCUAUGUCAACUCUUCCUCAGUGACACGUUCAACUUCUGCUGGAUUCAAGGAUUUUGACACUAGCUGCUGUCCGGUCAAUCGAAUAGGCCUAUGUGCUAUUUUCCAAAUUCCAUGCCAGAAUAGGAGUGAGUAUGCAUUAUGGGACUCAUUCCAUCCCACUGAGGCCUCCAACAUAGUCUCUGCAAGAAGAACAUACAAUUCCUCCGACCCGUCGGACACUUAUCCGAUGGAUAUCAGUCACCUGGUUAACCUCAGCCUAUAAUCCUGACU